Messenger RNA from Phialemonium atrogriseum, 2590 nucleotides. RefSeq lists its product as uncharacterized. Gene Ontology annotation, biological process: proteolysis. Gene Ontology annotation, cellular component: Golgi apparatus. The transcript has 9 exons. The coding region runs from base 1 to 2508 and encodes 835 amino acids. Lineage: Eukaryota; Fungi; Ascomycota; Sordariomycetes; Cephalothecales; Cephalothecaceae. Gene Ontology annotation, molecular function: serine-type endopeptidase activity. The record is from RefSeq and is a predicted model, not a curated record.
AUGACUUUCGAUGUUGACAGCGCCUUGCUUUGGGAACUUGCCCAGGACUCAGCGCAAGAGGUCGCCUACGAAAUUCAGGAUACCGCUUCCCAAAAGGUCGGGGAAUUGCUGCAGGGCCUCGAGCUGUUGUGCACGUGGCCUCCCAAAGCUGCAUCACACUUGGGUAGCAAAGAUCCUUCUACGCAGUUCCCUACCCUCUAUGCCUUGACGUCCAGGCACGUUGAGCAGGUGCGAUACCCAGACGGGAUAGUUCAGCUUGAACGCAGCCUGAUAGCCUUUGUUUCAAGCGACGCCCACAUGGUUAAGGGCUAUUUCUCGUUUCUCAAAAGAUUUUCAUCAACCAGAGACGAGCUCCAAAAACAGGCGCAGGCAACUCAAGCAGACAUUGCCGGACCAUCCGCGAAAGGCCUCGAGAUACCGGACGAUUACCCAGCCCAUGUCCACCAAACCUUGUAUGAAAUCGUGAAGAAGUACUCGCAGUGUUGUUGCGCAGUCUCGGGUGUACUGCCGAGUCCCUUGAAACGGCACGAUGGCUGGCUGAGGCUGAAGGAGAAUUUCCAGACCAGCGAUGACGAUGUUGUUUUCGAUGCUGUUUUCUCCAGGACUCCACAGCGCGAGCCAAACGACAGAAUCGAAUGGCAGCAUCUGCAAUUCCACAUUGCAAGGAAUCAGCCACGCCUGAGAGGUGUGGAAUUCGCCCCAGCCGCGAAAGCCCAGUAUGAGGGCACAAUCAAAUCUACCAGUCAGUUCUGCGAGCUCCUCAGAAAACGAGUCUGUCCCGUCAAAAUAUGUCUGAAGGUCAGAGGCGACAAGCUAUUGCAGCUGCGCGACCCCAAAGGAGUCGACGACGACAUCGCUCAGGAGCAAAACAUCUCGCUUGCAGACGUGCUCGAGCGCCACGACCUAUGUGCCAAGAAAAGGUUGCUGCUCGCCUACAUCCUAGCCAGGUCCUUUUGGCAGUUCUACAACUCAGAUUGGAUGGGUAACCAGUGGACGACAGAGACUGUGCAGUUUUUCCGGGAGCGGGAUGGCGAAGACGACGACGACGAACACCACAAUAAUGUCUGCCUGCUCGAAGAAAGCCCGUACGUUGCGCUGUCCUUCCAGAAAUACAAUUCGUUGCUAUCGGCAGAAUAUCUUGCCACUGAAUAUGUGGUUCACCGCUACCCUCGCGUCCUGGCAUUGGGUACCAUGCUCCUCGAAAUUGGGCGGAGGAAACGCCGCAAAAAGACGACGCCAGGGCAUGCAAAUGAUGAAGUCAAGACUAUCGAGGAGAAGAUCAGCAAUUAUUUGAACGAUAUAAGGAGCACCUUGAGACGGAAGACGUGGCCCGAACUUGGUCUCCAAGAAGAGGUGCAACAAACGUACAGAGUCAUCGUCAAUAACUGUUCGGACCCGAAGCUCUUUGACACUGGCCAUACGAACCCGUCAGCACAAGACAACGAUGUGCUCACAAUUGAAGAAAGACGCGCUAUUUUCUAUAAAAGCGUCAUUUCUCCCCUGAAGAAGCUUCUUGAGAAAUUGCAAUGGAUCGACAAGUCGGGGAACAUUCAACGUCAGGAUGGCGUCGAGGACUCUCGCAUACCAGCGGCCUUUCUCAAUGCUGAGCAGGCAUCCAACGCAUCUCAGCCAGGCUUCAAAGCUCGGCAGUGGCUUCUCAAGAUUCAGAACUCGCCAGUCACAAAAGAUCUCUGCUGGGGAUUCGUAAAAAAUCCAUCUCUUGAACGAAUUCGAAUUGCCGAUCCGGACCGGAAGCGCCGGGUCAGGGAAUGGAAAGACUACGUAGUCGACGAAUCAAGGACGAGGGUGGAUGAGGAUGGACACGGAACGCACGUCUUGUCGCUUCUGAUGAAAGUAGCUCCCGCAGCCAACUUUUACGUUGUGCGAGUUGCACGAGACACCCAGGAUUUGGCCCAUUCCACCAGCAAUAUUGCCAAGGCAAUUAUGUGGGCAGCUGGGGAACAAAAAGUCGAUAUAAUCUCCAUGUCAUUUGGAUUUGACGAAGAGGCUGUCAUCCAAGGCAAGCCGGUCAUCAGCAAUGCCAUAUCGGACGCCCUACGAAUGAGAAACCAGCGCAUCCUCUUCUUCGCAGCUGCGGCCAACGAAGGGGGAAACCAGCCUGAGAUGUUCCCUGCCAGGCACCCACAGGUCAUUUCGAUACGAGGGACGGACGACAAGGGAUGGCUCCAGCGCUUCAACCCCCCGCCGGGCUAUGCGGGUUUCGACUGCUUCAUGACGCUCGGCCAAGACGUCCCGGGCGCCGGGCUCAGUAGCAGAGACGGCGGGUUUGAAGUGUGCAAGUCCGGAACGUCCUUCAGCACUCCGAUAGCCGCGGGAAUAGCUGCCAUGCUGCUCGCUGUGGACAGUUCCUGUCAUGCGCAAGAUGUUGAGAAAGAUGUCGACGGAAAUGUUAGACAACUGGUAUUACUUGUCAGCGGAGGAGUUUACGAAACGCCAUCACCACCUCAAGUUAAGCAUGAUUGCUUUGGAGUUUUGAUUAGGGGCUAACAGUUGGGAACUUGAUCCAAAAGAAAUCUAGCCUAACACAUACUCAUACAAGAGUAUUCAUAUUCGAACUGUGAAUUCAAAG